UGAGUGGCCGGUUUGAUGGCAGCCACGGCCGGAGCCCGGCGGCUGCCCAUGGGUGUGCGGACAUUUAGUGACUUUCUCCACAUCGCCACCGUCGGUUCCCCUCGCUCUUCCUGUCGUACAGCGGUGACAAGAGGAUGCAUGCGGCAAAACAUCAGACACUUGUCUUCAUGCGGCAUUUUGAUGACAAGAUCUCCCAGAGUGCUUUGCCUUCAAGAGUGGGACACAAUGUCAACUGUUCCCCAAAGCAGAAACUUCAUCAGUCUCACCAACAAAAGGAAGGAGUACUCCGAGCGUAGGAUACUUGGCUUUUCUAUGCAGGAGAUGUAUGAUGUUGUGGCCAAGGUGGAUGAGUACAAGCACUUCGUGCCGUGGUGUAAGAAGUCCCAGACCAUCAUGAAACGAGCCGGCCACUCUAAAGCCCAGCUUGAAGUGGGUUUCCCUCCAGUGGUGGAGAGAUACACGUCUAUGAUCACUUGUGUCCGGCCUCAUCUAGUCAAAGCUGUGUGUACAGAUGGAAAGCUGUUCAAUCACCUGGAGACGAUAUGGCGCUUUAGUCCUGGCAUUCCUGGUUACCCUCGCACCUGCACGGUAGACUUUUCUAUAUCCUUUGAGUUCCGCUCUUUGCUGCACUCCCAGUUAGCCACCAUGUUCUUCGACGAGGUUGUAAAGCAGAACGUCGCGGCGUUCGAGCGGCGAGCCAGUAAGCUCUACGGCCCAGAGACUCGAAUCCCACGAGAGCUGAUGUUUCACGAGGUGCAUCAGACGUGAUCUCAGCAGCCGUAUGUUCUCAUCUGGCCUUAAACCAUACCAACCUUUUAUUCCCUUUAUCCACAUCGACCUGCAUGAUGCUGCUUAGUCGCCCGAGUCUCCACCGCCGCGUUAGACAUCAUGCCUCCCGAAGACCUUAGACAUCCAACGCUUGUAACCAUUAAGUUGGAAUUCCUGCCUCAACAAAUUUUUGUCCAUCUCCUCCUCCUUGUGUCCACUUUCUGUCUACCUCCACUCACAGGUUCCUUGUUUGAAAAGGAACCCCACAUCGCUCUCGCUCCACGGCGGUUACAAGCUGUAUUUAUGUAAACAAAACAGUAAAUCAUUGCAACAUCAAGUUACCAGUGGUAGAGAGUCGACUAUUUUUUUAACACCGCAGUGACACUCAGCAAAACACUGAUAGAAAAAGGCACAGACGAGUCCGAGUCGGCCCAGUUCAAAAGUAAUCUGAUCAGAUAUCGAACAUCAGUUUGGAUCAAAUUUUGAAAACAGUUUGUUCAGAACAAUAAAGGUGAUUCUGAAGUUAGAUGAGAUUAUGUAAUCUAGGUUUUGAUGUGGAUUAAACCUUCAGUUUAAUUGGGAUACUUUUUCUAUCAAAAAAAAAAAAAAUCUGAAUGAUCCUAAACCCAGCAGAAAGCUGGAUUCAGGAUGAAUUUUAGGCACAAAAUGUUAAAAAAAAUUCAGUUAAAUGUUUUGAACACCUGGGCCCAGGUCAUCUGUCACGCAGACACGGUAUCAAGUCAAAGUGUCCAGUUUUUAAUGUUGACCACCUUCAGCUGCUUACUGUAUACUGUAUUAGAAAAACCUAUUAUUUGCCUUUACUUUUAUCAUUUAAAUUUAUUAAAACGUAUUAUUUUCAAUGAAUAGUGAACUUGGUGCAAAACAAUAAAUUUCAUCCUUUUUUAAUUAAUUCAUCAAUAGUUUAAUGUGGACUUUUGCUGUUUUAUUUGGGUAAAAAUAAAUGUGCCAUGUUGUGGACAUUAAGAGUGUCACUUUGUUGUGACAAUAUCAUUAAAGUGCAACCAUUGAAAUGGAAUGAGUGCAACAUUUUGCAAAGGGAAAAUGUCUUUAGUUAUUUUUUAAUUAUAGUCAUUGCCCUCAAUUGAGUUUGAGCUUUGGGGAAAUUUAGCUUUAACUUGGCUUUUUAUCUUGUGCUGUGAGAAUUGUGUUUUCGGACAUCGAGACUUGGCCUGCCAAUUUAACAAUGCCUUAUUUUACAGCCCAGCAUGAGUCACUGUUUGAGGUGAGGGAAUCUUAACUUUUGCACAAACGAGCACCUGAAUGAAGCCGUGGACAGGCUGGAGAGUACUGUGAAAUACUGUAAACCCAUCAUAUAGAAUAACUACAGCUUUAUAUUUAAAAAAAAAAUAGUUUUCAGAUGGUCACUGGAUGAUCCGCUUUAAAUCAUGGACAUUUAAUUGAUCUGAUAAGUUCCAGCUAUAAGGAUCCAUUUGAUCUGAAGCAGUGUUAAGAAGCACAUUUCUGUACUGUUUUUAUUUUACAGUCCAUCUUCUGAAGGUAGUCGGCUGAAUUUACUUCGUCAAAAAUACACUGGUGGGCUGUACAAUAAAACAACCAUUGUCUGUGGGUUUCAUGCUUAUUUUUUGGGAUGUGUUAGUUUUUAUUUAUAUACAUUAUGAUGCAUGGAUGUAACUAAAAAAAAAUAGUCUACUACAUUUCCUAGUGUUUAUGUGUUGUAUUGUUUGGGCAUGACUGCAUUGAGUUUAUGUUGCCUGUGGCUUUAUUCCAUGAUAAAGGGCUCAUAAAGUUCAUUGAUUGUAUUUGCUAUUUUCAGAGGUGACAUAUUCAAGUUGAAAAAGGUCAACGGAUACAGUCAGAGUGUGUAACCUUCCUCGUAACAGGCAGUUCAUGAAGUCCACAUGCUCCAAGUCUCAUACUCCAAAUAAAUUGAUUUUUAAAGGUAGAUUUUGGCUUCGUAGCUGAUGAGGUUGUUCGUUAUUGGUGAGGUGAUACAAGGAUAAUUGAUGAAUGCAUAGAGUGUUUGUUUAUUGAAUUAAAUCAGUCUAUAAUUCAUUAUUACCUAAAAAGAAAAAAGUUAUUAAAAGAUUGUCAAGUUCCAUUUUUGAGUGUUAUUUCUUUGAGGAAUAAUAGAUUAAGUUAAGUAAUGUUGCAUCAUGUAAGAAUCCAUCUUCAACUUUUUUUUUGCGUUAGUUUUAUUUUCAGUAUGUUGCCACAGAUUGAAUUUCCCGCCAAGUUGAAUUAUUUGAGGUGCCAAUAUUCUAUAAAAAAAACCAUUAAAAAAAAGGAGACGAUAUAAACAAAACAAUUAGAGCGUAUUAUAUGACUGCCUCAGGCGUCCGUCCCACCGUAUAUUUCCACAUUAAUUGUCAAACUGCAGGUAUAUAAAUAACCUUUGUUAGCGGCAGCUGAGUAUGUAUAUAGGAUGGAGACACAUUAUAUCACUGGCUGAAUAGUUAUACCGUAUUGCCAUCAUUUUGCAGUCCAACCACUUUUUUGUUGCGAGCUAAAAUGUAUCUUUGUAAAUACUGAGUGUGUAUUUCAGAGCUCUGUUAUUUAAAUAAAGCAGCAGGUGGAAUUUGUUUCCUUGUGUGAAGCGUUGUUAUUUUUUUUCUUUCUGUGUGUUUUUGGUUAUUUGAUUGCAAACAAUCAGUUUUUUUUUGUUUCGGAUCCCCCAAAGUACUGAAAUCUGAGAUAUUUGUGUGUACAAGUUAAUUAUCACUUGGGAACAAGAUAUUAUCUGCAUGUGGGAACAAGUAAUUUAUGAGCACAACAUAAUAAAAAAAAAAGGUUGCGCGCAAAUAAUUAGUUCCCACAGGACAAUUAACUUGAGUUCUCAAGACUCUUAACUUGUGCACACAGAAUAACUCGUUCCCACAAGACAAUUAACUCGCUCAACCUUCGACAGUGUGAGUACAUGAGGUCGGACACCGCUCUCCAAAAGGCAGCUGACUGUCACAAGAAACCAGAGCGGGGCGACGGUAUGUGGGCCAGUUAUUAAUAACAGCACAUAGAAGAGGUGGAUACUUGGACCUAUCUUAUUUCUUGAUAAUGUUUAUUGUAUUUGUUACAUAAAACUUCAGCCUCAGCUAACCUAUCUCAUCACAGAGGAAGACAGGGCUGAAUGAGUGAGACGGCUAAUGGUUAUUACCAGAAAGAAUUACGUUGUGUCUGUGUGUCGCAUUAAAAGUGUCCCACGUCUGACGCUGCGUGUCUCAACAAGUGUGUUUUUAGGUUGCAAGGUCGUCCUCAUAUUACAGACACGACAGGAACUCUCAUAAAAACCAGAGUGGAAGAAAUCAUCCAUCAAUCUGGUGGACACUGACCUCGCUCUUCAGUGGUUCUGGAUUUGUCUUUUUAUUAAAUGAGAACUGAAAAUUAGUUGAAUGAUAAUAAUAAAGUAAAAAUAUUUUCUCAAAUAUUAUAUUUAAAACAGUGGUAAACAUUUUGCACGGGCUGCAUGCUCCAAAUGCCACAGAAGCAUUCUGCUUAUAUAGUUGGUUUAUUUUAAGAAAGUCUAAAUAAUAUUUUCAUUAUGUUGGAAAACACAUUUUCUAUAUUCUAUAUUUUGAGUAUCCCCAAAUAAGAAAAUCUAAAGCCAGCUUAUUAUUUUUUUGUUUUACUUAAGUUUGUUAGUGUCUGGUUUCCCUACUUGUCUUGUUCUGUAUUGUAUUUGUUGUAUUUUUGGUUUUCACUUUGAUUUGGACAUGUAUUCCACUAUUUGUCAUUUGUAUUGCGGUGUUGAAUUUCAUGUUGCACACUUGUAUAAAUAAAAAGGAAAAGAAAAAAAAUUGGGAGCAAUAGUGUGGAAAUUUUUUCCAUAUUUAUCCAAACCUGGAAAUUACUAAAAUAACAUUCAAUACUGCAUAGGAACCCCAUUAAUAAAAUGAGACCAAACAAGUUAAUAAAAACUUUUAUUUUUCUUUUUUUUGUUAGGUUUUCCCAUAUUUGCUCUUCAAGCUUUUCUUGCCCUUUUGACCCAUCCAGCCCCGUCCCCCAAGUGUUUCUCUGACGAACCCAUCUGCAAUGAAUUCUCCCAGUUACCACGUACAACCUCUAUGCUCCUCUACGAUCAAAAUAACCGCGUCUCCUCAGCAACCCGCCACGAGGAAGAACACUACAAUAAAACAUAAACACGUCUGAUAAAGCCAGAAGGAUGAUGGAAAAAAGCAGAGCGGGGAGAAUAAAACAUCUGAGACUAACACGGCAAGAAAAAAAGAAGAAAAAAAAAAGAUGCGUACACGAAAAUGGAGUGCUGACAAACCCAGAUCUUAAGAGCAAGCUUGAAACGUUCAAGUGAAACACCUGAAAAACAGCACCGGCUAAGCCCACAGAGCUAGGCAAGAAAUCAUGUAUAUACAACAUAGCUGCGGUUUUUGUUCGUUGUCAGAAUUUCACAGUGACCAGUGAGACUGAACGUUACAGUGAGACUGGACACCACUACACUGUUGGUAAACUAUGGUAAUCAUUGUGGUUA
Plectropomus leopardus (leopard coralgrouper) is the source of this 5224-nucleotide messenger RNA. RefSeq names its product coenzyme Q10A (gene coq10a). The record is from RefSeq and is a predicted model, not a curated record. Gene Ontology annotation, biological process: cellular respiration. NCBI's taxonomy places the organism in Eukaryota, Metazoa, Chordata, Actinopteri, Perciformes, Serranidae. Gene Ontology annotation, molecular function: ubiquinone binding. Gene Ontology annotation, cellular component: mitochondrion.